AACGGGAACAAUGCAAAAGCACCGAAGAGAAAAUGGAACCCGGAAAAAUCCAACUUGUAAUCCAAACUCUUAUCGCUACACUAUACAAACGCCAUAGGAGAUAAAGCCAUGAAGGUAUAUUUUUUUUGGUCGAAAGAUGAAGGUAUUUAACUUCACAGCACUUCGUCGCUCUGUCACGGAAGAUCUCAUCCAGUUCGAGUCCGAACCCUGAGAGGGAACAAUAAAGUGCGGCUUGCGAGGAUCCAGAGCAUGAACACUCUCUCACUCCGUUACGCAGCGAAUCCCACCCCAUCUCCUUUCCUUCGCAAUUACAGCUCGCAGAGCAGCCUCCGUUUCUGGCCGUCUGCCUCCUUCAAUUUCAGAAAUGCAGUGCUACUUGCAGUCUCGUCUAAAUCCCCACCUCAAAGCCUGCCUUCACGCCGAUGGGCUACCAGAGCCUGCUCCGCUGCAACUUCCGAAAUCGACAUGGUUAAGAACAAGGAAGGUAUUUAUGCCCCCAAACAGAAAAAAGUCGUAGUCUUAUGGGACCUCGAUAACAAACCCCCUCGCGGACCGCCAUAUCAGGCUGCAAUGGCGCUUAAACAGGUGGCACAGCGCUUCGGCGACGUUGUCGACAUGUCUGCCUAUGCCAAUCGCCACGCAUUUAUCCACUUACCCCAAUGGGUUCUCCACGAACGCCGUGAACGGAAGCAAAUAGACAUUCUGGAGCGUAAAGGAGUGAUCACGCCUUCUGAGCCGUAUGUUUGUGGGGUUUGCGGCCGCAAGUGUAAAACUAAUUCAGACCUCAAGAAGCAUUUCAAGCAGCUCCAUGAACGAGAGCGUCAGAAAAAGCUGAAUCGGAUGAGGUCACUUAAGGGGAAAAAGCGUCAGCGUUAUAAAGAGAGGUUCAUAUCUGGGAAUUACAAGUACAAUGAGGCAGCGAGGUCUUUGGUUACCCCUAAGGUGGGAUAUGGGCUCGCUUCCGACCUAAGGCGUGCCGGAGUGUUUGUGAAGACGGUAGAAGAUAAACCGCAAGCAGCUGAUUGGGCACUGAAGAGGCAGAUGCAACACUCAUUGAGCCGAGGGAUAGAUUGGUUGUUUUUGGUGUCUGAUGAUUCUGAUUUCUCAGAGAUGUUGAGGAGGGCCAGGGAGGCAAAUUUGGGAACGGUAGUCGUGGGUGACUGGGACAGGGCAUUAGGGCGUCAUGCUGACUUAUGGAUUCCUUGGAUUGGAGUUGAGAAUGGAGAGCUUGCAGAGGUAGAUUUAGUACCCAAGAGCAAAAGAAGAGAGUCUUUUGCUGAAGAUCAUGGUUUUUUUUCACUAUCGCGUCAUGAUGGAAAUGCUGUUCUUGCAGGAGAUUUGGAUGGAAUAGUAGAUGAGCUUGUUGCAGUGAGAACCGAGUUUAAUGAUCUGAGAAAUGCAACAUUUUCGGAUGAGGAUGAGGAUGAAGAACAAGGAUGGGAUUCCGAAGAAAUCGAUGAAAAUUACUUGUUAGUGAUCGAUGAGGAUGAGGAAAGAGAAGACGGUUUCUAUUGAAAUAGAAACUAUAAUUGGCCAGGCAAAUAUUUUGCUGUGGUUGCACACGCUAUUGAGAGCUGAUUGAUUCUCUCUUAUGGAGCUUGAUUGCUUUCAGAACCAAUUACCGGGGCUAAUCGAAGAUUAAAUAAUGGAACCAGUAGCAUCAUGGAGAGUUCCAUCCUUAAAUGAGCGCAUCACAUUUUGCAUGUAUGUGUAGCGUAUGGCUUCGCGAACUUAGGUUGCUUGUAUUGUAAGCUAAAAUCGUCUUUCAGUGUUGCCUGCAAUUUUCUUCGUCAUCCUCCUAAAGGUACUUGAAGAGAAGAAAAAGUUGACGUAGUCACCAGGAUGAAGCCUGAGGAAGAGUGACCGAGACAAUGGAAACCAGAGUAAGAUAGUUGUUUUUGGGCUACAUCCACCCAUCUGAUUCAUGUUGGGAACUUUUAGAAACGGCUAUGGGGAUAUGGUGAUAUGGUGAUAAGGACCUUCAAAGAUAUGACUGUACAUAAUGACGGCUUGAAUUUAGUUGCUUGGUGACAAAUCUUGAGAAGUAUCUAGUUGAAGCUGUUAUUUCAUAUUUGUACGAUGAUGGUAAAUUAGGUUAUACCUUGAUUGCGUUUUCGCUUUUGAUUACUUAUUUCAUGGUUGUAGACAUUGUCUUCUUUAACCCUGUCUGCUUCACUGAAUUUCAUAAGGUCAUAUUGGGGCUCUGAUGAGAUAUGGGCACUUGAUAGCCUUUCAAAUAGAUUUCUGAAAAUGCAGUUUUGGUCACAGUUGCUUCUAUUGUGCUGCAUGCACUAUGUAAGUUGUUGCCACUGUUCGGACGUAAAUAAUUCCAAUCUUCUGUUCUAAAUGAGCUGUAA
Prosopis cineraria is the source of this 2357-nucleotide messenger RNA. RefSeq lists its product as uncharacterized. The record is from RefSeq and is a predicted model, not a curated record. Lineage: Eukaryota; Viridiplantae; Streptophyta; Magnoliopsida; Fabales; Fabaceae. The transcript has 2 exons. Bases 250 to 1515 code for a protein of 421 amino acids.